UGUUGGGCGCACAAAGUAUCGGGAUCAAACCCAGUAACAGUGGUCGUCACUGAAAUGUGUGCCGCAGCAGCACAGCGUGCUGCAGUAGCGUGCGGAUCGGAUCCACAGGGGAAGGGGUGCUACCUGGCAUAAUUUUUUUUCUGUGUGUCGUCACGGUGCAUACGCGUUUGUUGCCCCCGUGCAAAAGGUGUUCCAAGCAACCGAUAGUAUUCCGUAUGCUAAGAUUUGCUGAAUGAAAUCUUCUAGCUAGUUUAGUGGUUCAGUUUCAUCAUUUCAUCAUACUGGCCUGCGGCUAUUCAAUAGGCUGUGAAACAGCUCCGCAAGUUUGCCAAUCGCACAAUCCGAAACCAUACUGGUGCCUUGCAACCAAGCAUAAGUGUGUACGUAUGUAUGUGUGUGUGUGUGCUUGUGCAGAGUGGAGAAGAAAUUGAAGGGAAAGUUUUAUAAUUGGUAUAAUAUUCGACCCGUGAUGGACAGUAAGCAAUAAUUGUAGAUGAAGCUGCAAACCCUUCCAAUGGCAGCUAGGUGUAGUGCUGCCAUCAUUCGACGAGCCGGGAGACAAUCAAACCGCGAGAGAAGAUGUGUCCGGGUGUGAUGAACUUUGGUCAUGAUGGUGAUGAUGAUGGGUUGCACAGCAUGAUGACUAACGAGCGCAGUUGCAGUGUUAGAGACAACAGCAGUGGGACUGCCUAGCCGAAGCUGAAACCAAGGCAGAGACCAUUGGUGGCAGUAAGAAAAGCGUAGAACAAAAAAGGAUAAAGAAAGUAACAGAUACACAGACACACACACAAUGUCGUCUUCCGGUACAGCGGCGGUCAGUGGUGGAACGCUUCCCGCUCUGCUGAUGGCAAACGGAGGCAGUGUUGGCGGGGGAGGAGUAGGCACCGGUAAAGGUAUCGGCAAACCGGAUAUUAAACCACCCGGAUCGGGUCCAACCGUUGGUGGGUCGGGUGGCACCACCGGCAAGGUAUUGCUCGGCGGAGACAAACAUGAAACGUGGCAGAUGGAGCUGCUAAUGGAGCGGCUACGGACAAAGGCCAAAUCGGCACAGUACAAAACCUUUCCGGAGAUGUCCAAAUCGGUGCGGAUGUCUCUGUUGGAGAAACGAUACGCCUUAGAUGCGGUGGAAAAGUCAAAUCUACAGAAAACGCUCGACAGUAUGCAGUAUUGCAUUAAGGUGACCACCCGGCAGGGUUUGGUCGAACGACUCGAUUGUCUUACCAGACAGCUAGGCCUCAAACUAAGCGAAGACACGUCCGGCCUAUUCAUCUCGUCCGACAUGUUCUACCUCGAGAUCAUACUCGAUCCAGCCGGUGGUACUGUGCAGGACGUAAAGGUACACCACGAGUGUAAGAUGAAGCAGCAGAGCUGCAGCGAACUAGUCGCCUGUCUGCAACGGGGUGACUUUGCCGAUUUCACCACCCAGCUCGAAGGGCUAGCUUCGAUAUACCAGCUAAAUGCGGAGAAAAAGAUAAAGGUGAAUGCUUUCGUCGCUUUGCAAGCGCUUGAAACAGAUCUGCACACACUGUACACGCUGUCGCUGCAACACUUCGCGGACGUACACUCACAGCUUCUGAAAGCUCCACUCGGCGUGGUACAGAAGCGCCGUGGAGGGCACCCGAUGCGACUAACGUACUUUGUGGCACCGUACGAGCUGCUGGAUGUAGGCACACGCACCAUAAACACACUUUCGGCCGAACUGAUCGCGAAAGAGCGCAUCGGAUGCAGUGUGGCGGUCGUGCUGGAAGCGUCCAGUGCAAACAAACUGCAGAUACAACCGCUGCUGGUGGUGAAUGGUAGCGGGAGUGCGACCUCCGUCGGGCAACCCGUCUACACACCGAUCGAGAAACACAACUCUACCUCGUUGCCGGCCACAUUCGUGCUGCGGCUGAACAAACCGAUGCCAAUUAAUGGUGCGAUGAUGCGUGCUAUCAAGACGAUUGUUGGCGGUGGUGGCGGAGCGAACGAACAGCAGCAAGGUGGAGAAGGGACGGUCAGCGGUACCACUGGCCUACCGACGUCCCUUCUCGGACUGAUCGCUCACCACGCAUCCGGUGGAAGCGUGACGGAUCUUGCCAAGGGUUUAGUGGUAUCGCUACCGGAUCAGUAUCAUUGCUACUAUCUCACGGACAACCCAUUGCUCCGGGGCGUGAUGGUGAGCAGCAUACCGUUCACCGAACCGCAGCAUGUGCCGAAAAUCUUAACCUACCUUAGACAGCAGGCCAUCUUCAACCAACUGCUGUCGAGCUGCAUCCGUUCGACUUCAUCGGCUGCAGGUGGUGCCGGUGGUCGUCCCAGUGCAUUGCAGCUGCUGCUUGACGGUGGUACACACACGAUAGAGAACGGCACCGCCGGGGGAUUGCUUGUGUUUGAAGUGAGUGCACUCUCCUGUCAGAACAUAACGGUUUCGUUGAUACAUCCAUACGAGGAAUCGCUGGCAACGGUUGAGUUUGAUCUGCAAAACAUCGCUAACAUUAUCGUGCGGAUCUACUGCAGUGAGGGUGAAUCCAGUGAUGAGCACACGGUCGAACGGCUGUCGGCCGUGUUGCAGCGUUGUAUGUCGAUUCCGGUCACAUUGCGCGCGCUAAUGAAACAUUGGGAGGAAGAGCACGAGCAGAAGUUUAAACCGAACGUCCUUGGUGCCUCGACCGUUUCGUCUACUGGCGGUGGAGGUGGUCCCGGUGGCGCUGGCGGUGGUCUUAAUGGUGGCGGCGAUGGUACCGGAACUGGCGGUGGUGUCGGCAGUUCCGGUGAGGAUGGAAGUAUGAACGGAUUCAACCUGUCGUCACUCGGUGGUCCAGCAUCAACGGUUGAUGGGGCUGGCGGUGUCGGUGGGACAGGAGUAGGCGGAGGAGGAGGAGGAGGAGGCGGUGGUAGUGCGGCUACAAAUGGAACAUCGGCGCAGCAAACAGUCGGUCAGCGCGGGCUAAUGAAUGGCGAAGGGAACGGGCUGGUAGCGAGCGCAAAUCUUGGUCUAGACUUUUGUGAUAUGCUUGCCGAACGGAACGGUAAUGGAUUGGGUGGCAGUAUGGGAAGGGUGGCGGGUCCUUUAGGUACCCGGGAACCACCGGAACCGUUGGCGGGCGGUGCAGCAAAGAAACGACGCAUGGAGGAUUUUUGUAAAAGCCCAAAGAGUGAUAGCAACCUUAGCGUUGCUGUUGUUGGUGUAACUGAUGGCAGUGGUGUGGAGAAGGCGAAUGUCACCACAGCUACAACCGGUCUCACCACGGUCACCAGCCAGGAUGUGGCAGUAGCAGCCGCAGCAACAUCCGGUGGAACAGCAGCAGGAAACAGCGAACAGCGCAUGCAAGCUGGCGGUGCAACGGAGGAGGACACCGGCGGGUUGCCACUGUUCGGCGAGACGGUCCCGGUGGGUGGGACCGAUGCCAAGGGCAGCUCUUUGGGUGGAACAACAAUUACAAACACGAACGCAUCCGCUAAGAAUGAACCUCCGAGCGUCCUUCCGGCUGACGAUGAGAGUGCCAUCGUCGGUACCGGCGUCAAGAUGCCGCUUCAGUCUUCUUCUUCCUCCUCCUUAUCCUCACUAUCCUCGUCGGGGUUUUCACUAACCGGUGCCGCAUCCGGUGAUGCGAGUUCAGAUCGUCCCUGCCCGGGAACACUGCUGCUGGAAAGUCUCGAAAGUGCAGCGCUAGAAACUGACUCGUCAAAACGUAUCACAGGCCAAUCGGUUAAGCGACGUCGCAGUUCGAGCAGCUCGAGUUCCAGCUCUAGCAGUAGCUCAAGCAGCAGUUCGAGCAGUUCCACCACUUCCGGUGCGACGGAUGAGGUGGAAGAGAGUGUCGAUCUGGUAGAGGCGGAAAUGAGCAGCUUUUUUGCCGAGGUAAACAGCGCACAACCGAUUGCAGCGGCAACGCCGAAAGGUACGUUUGGUUCCGGACCUUCCGGAAAGCCAUCGCUGGGCCCGGUAUCGCCAAUUGCUGGAAAGCUUGUAUCACCGUCUGGUAGUGGUGGAAUAGAAAAACCUCUCGCGACGAUCAGUAGUUCUGGGUUGGAAAUAAUCCCCAUACCAACGGGGCACACUAAUAUUGCGGCAAGUGCAUUUCCUUCCACAACCGUUACCACCAACACACCGAUAACGGUGCCACAAAUCAUUGCCAACAGUACGUCCGCUACAUCGCUGACGACUACGUCCACAGCGACGAAAAAGACAUCUUCCUCAUCUUCAUCUAGCAGCAACAGCAGCAGUAGCAGCAGCAGUCAUCGCAAGGGCACGGAAUCAACGGAACGGUCCAGUUCGAGCAAAUCGGACAAGAAGAAAAAGAGAAAGGUCGAUGAUUCGGGCCACCUGGCGAUGGGACCACCGAACAAGUUACCGUUCAAGUCCGGUGAAUCUUCACCGCAUCGAAGCGGUAUCGGUGGCUCAUCAUCGUCGUCGGGGAACAAAUCGAGCCCAAAACACUCUAGUCCGGUACAUCACAGCAGCCCGAAGCAUACCGGCAGCAGUGCGUUGGGGUUUCACAGUCCCAAGCAUGGUUCGUCGGUGUCCCCGAAGCAUCCACUGCACUCCGGAGGUAGUUCAACCGGCGGUGGUAAGCCUAGCAUGUCGGCGCUAAAAUCGGCAGCGGCCAGUGGCAGUUCGCCUGGUACGAAAUCUUCUGAAACGAGCGGUACAGGAGUGGCAGGAGGUGGUGGUGGAGGUGGAAGUGGACUAAGCAUCUCCACCACCAGUGGUUCAUCCAAGGAACGCGAUAAGGAACGCUCGGAGAAGAAGACGCUUCAGUUUUCGGCCACUAGCGCUAGUGCCGGCUCAUCGCUGACAUCGAGCAGCACUGGCAGCUCCGGGUCUGGCUCAGGUGGAAGAUCGAAGAGUUCGGGUUUGAAGUUGAAACAGCUCGACCUAGCUGCUGGAUCCUCGAUGACGAUAUCAAUGACAGGUUCUGGGAUCGGUGAUUCCGGCUCUAGCUCUCCCGUCGCUCCAAUGAUCGAUCUUACCGGGCCGGGUUCCGUGCAGGGAUCUUCACUAGGUUCGUUGGGACUCUCCAGCACGGGACUGACCACGGCAAGCUCCAUGUUGCAGGCACUGCAAGCUGCUAAAAAUCGUAAACCACCAUCCUCUGCCGGUGGUACCGGAUUGGGUGGAUCUCUGAGUGCCGUGAUCGAUAAGCUAAAGUCGGCACAGUCGGCAGAUGACGAAGCGGUACUGGUACUGCCGGAAAUGACCAUCACCCAACAGACGACCAGCACUUCACUAGCGGCUAGCAGUGGUGGUAUUGGUGCUGGUGUGAAUAUUGGGGGCUUUGGAUCGAUUAGUGGUGGCGGCACGUUGAAAGAUCCCUCCAAAACGGGAAGUAGUCUACUGUCAGCGACAGGGUCCGGUACGUUGGCGAAUUGUGUUUCUUCCACGACAGCGAUUAGUGCCGCCUUAACCCAAGCAAGCUCCAUGACGAGUGCACCUUCCUUGACGGCGGCCCUUACGAGUGGGAAAGCAUCCGAGUACAUGGUAAAACCCAGCUCGGAUGGCAUAAAGUUGACAAUCCAGAACAAGAAGGGUUCUAGCAAGAGUUCUUCCAACAGUGGCGGAGGCUCGAAAUCCGGCAGCAGCGGCAGUAACAAAUCUGGCCUCAAGUCCGGUGUAUCCAGUGGGCCCGUCUCGUCCAAACAGCAGCAACAGAACCACACUACCUCCUUUAGUGGCGCUUUCCCGUCAUCGACGAAGACUCCGCACUACACCAGCUCCUCGUCCAAGACACCGUUUCAGAAAUCGAACUCGUUCGGUUCACUCGGUGGUGGAGGUGGUGGUGGGAGUGGUGGCAUCGGGAUGAAAUCUUCCAAGGUAAGCUCCCCGAAGUCAACCUCCAAUCCGGCCAGCUCGUCUUCGUCGUCCUACGCGUCGAAGGAGAAGGGUGGUCCUGCGUCGGGCCGUUCGAAGUCAUCCUCCGCCUCAUCAUUAACCGGUGCUGCAAUGCUGAGCGGUGGAGGAGCAGCUGGUGGCGGAGGAGGAUCUGGGACAGGAUCUUCCGCACUGGUAAACCCGAUAUCGAUCAUGAAGAUGCUCGGCUAUCCUACUGGGUCGAUGGGCAACAUGGAGGGUUUUGCGAAGUCACUCGACACGAAGUUUCAAAUACCGAAGUUAUCGGCACGCUCCAACAAUAAUGCAGGCACUGGUAGCGCCGGUCACAGCGAAGGUAAUGACGGUACCAAGAGCAUGAAGGAUUCGGCAGUGAGGAAACAAAAGCCACAGCUUCCUAUCACAGCUUCUACUACGUCACAAUCGGUCGGUUCGUCACCAUUACGAUCGUUCUCUACCUCACCAUCAUCCGGUGAUGCAAGUGCUCGGUUGCUUUCCGAUUUGCUUGGCGCUGCAGCGAAGAACAGUACCAAAAUGUCUGCCUCUGGUACUGGACCGACUGGUGGACCAUCUGUCGAUGGUGGUGGUGCUGGUGGUGGUGGGGGCGGUACUGCAUUACAUCCACUAUUACCCAACAUUGUGCAGAAGAUGUUUGGCAGUGAUGGUUCCCUGCAGAGCAAAUCCAACAGUUCCGAUGGCAGUAUGUUUCCUUCGGCAGGGCGUGCCUCACCCGGGAUGCUUUCCGGGAGCGCCAGCAGAGAUGGGUUUCGAUCCGGGACCGGGUCUGCACCGGGUACACCAACGACAACCGGUUCGAUGGUGCUGCCACCGUUUCCUUCACCCGUGUCCGGCGGUGCAUCGAACGAUGGUGAUGCGGGAUCGGGUGCUGGUUCGCUAAUGCGACCACCAUCACGACCCAGCAGUACGAUAUCGAACCAUUCACACUCGUCACAGGAUGGGAUUGGUGGUAGCGUUGGUGACGUUGGACCAUCGCCCGUAGUUACCUCGAUGGCAUCGAUGAUGAUGAUGAGUGCAAUGAGUGCGGCCGGUGGACAAUCGCCUGCGUCCGGUUCCUUAUCCUUAGAUAGUGCCAGCACACAACAGCUCAUAGCGGCACUAGCCGCAAAGAGUGGAGCCGCUGGUGGAGGUGGUGGGGGCGGUGGUGGUGUACUUCCACCUCCCAACAGUCUGCUCAACAACCACACACACCUGCACCAUCACGGCAAUCAUCUGAACAAUCAUGUGGUCGGUGGAACGACCCCGUCACUGAACAACCUUCCCUCGCCGGCCUCCGUUUCGGUGCAUCUCGUCAAAUCACCGGCACCCUCCCCACUCCCAUUCACCUCACCUCACUCUAAUGCUUCGUCCACGCACGGUGGACCCGCCGGCGGUGGACUCGAUGACGAUCUGAUGGAUGAAGCACUGAUCGGUAUUGGCAGCAAAUGACAUACAGGAUGAGAUAUCCACGGCAUGACGUGGAUUGUGCUUCGCUACUGUAGCAGAACGAGCGUACAAUGGAAAGGGUAAAGCAACCAACCCUUCACCCCACAUAUUACUGCCACAUACGAUGGAGGGAUGUUAGUGUUAAAUGUUUGCGCCUUAAUUAAUUCCCUUGCAUUGCAUGCGCAUCUCUCUCACCGCAGGGGAAGUUGCAUGAAGCAAUAAGCGAUGAUUGCGGUAUUUUUCGGGAAGCGGUUCUAUAACAUGCGCGCCGUAUUUUGUAGGGAAACAUUUAGAUCAUUGAUCAUGACACGAGAGCACACUCAAGUUAUUUAGUGUAAAGAAACGUAGGCAAUUUUGGGUGGAUGAACAAACAGAGAAAAUGGGACAGCAAAAAUAAACCAACGGUUUCUUACGUGGAGGAAUAUCUCCACUGAUUAAAUCGUACAAGGAUACACUCUUAUUAGCAUAACAUUAUAGCAGCAAACGGAGGUAGCAGUUUGCAGUCGGAAUCUUUCAGGUUGAGAGUGAUGGUUGAUAAUUUGAUUUUUGUUUCAUUUUCCACACAAAAACACACUUAAGCACUUGCCAAGCCUAAUGCAGCAAUGAAACAUAUUAGACGUGUUCUUACGAUCAUUUCUCUAACUCGAACUAUUUGCUCUGUUGUGCUCCACAGACGAAUAGAGAAGUUUGUAAUUGUACAUUAAAGAAUACUUACCCCUACCACAGACGAAUUGCAUCAGGAUGAUAUUUAGAAAGUAAACCCCAGAUAGAGAUAAUCAGCAUUAGGACGGAUAGUUAAGACCAAUGGGGCUUAAAUAAAGAGAUAAAAAAAUGGACAAAACUCAAA
Molecule: messenger RNA, 8099 nt
Organism: Anopheles funestus (African malaria mosquito)
Lineage: Eukaryota; Metazoa; Arthropoda; Insecta; Diptera; Culicidae
Product: mediator of RNA polymerase II transcription subunit 1-like
Exons: 4
Coding region: 791-7255 (2154 amino acids)
Biological process (GO): regulation of transcription by RNA polymerase II
Cellular component (GO): mediator complex
Molecular function (GO): transcription coregulator activity
Source: RefSeq, a predicted model, not a curated record